AGUGGGUCAGUAGUUUGUCAGUUGGCACGUUCGAGUUUGUUUGGUUGCGUCGACUACACACAAAAUUGCUCUGCCAAAAAAAGAUGUCGUAUAUGAAGUCAGAGACCCAGCUGAGGCACUUCAUCACGCGCAGCAGCUAUGAGGGCGCCUGGGACAAGCUGGUGAACGUGAUGGACGGAUUCGGGAGCUACCGCUAUCCGGAUGGGAGCGAGUACCGCGGCCGUUUCCAUCAGGGCCAGUUCCAUGGCUACGGGCAUUUGCGGCUGGCCCAGCCGUACCGCUUCACGGUCAAGGGCGAGUUCGAGCACGGUCGUCUGGUGACAGUGGACGACAUGUGGUUCUCCGACGGCCUGCAUGUCGAGGGCCGCUUCGACGGGAUGAGGCUGGAGUGCGAUGACUGGGACUACCUGACGCCCGGCGAUCGGCGCUAUUACAACGAACGCCGCUAUGGCCAACAGCCGGUGGGACCCACCGCCUUUAUAACGGGCAAAAUGCUGCCGCGCGACAUCCCGCCGCACUGCUACGACGUCGAGGAGGGCCUGUUCAACAGUAAGACCAGCUGGCUGACGGACCGACCUGGUCCCUUCCGCGGCUCCAUGUACGUGAGCUGCAAGAGGGAUGCGGAUUGGAUCAAGCGAAAUUGCCGGAAGGCUCGGACUCCGUACGUUAGUGAGCCGUCGGCGAGCUUUUGCCGGCGCAUUAUAGCCAACAACUUGGCCACGGAGCGAUCAGAGAUGCGCCGCACCGCCAUAUAUGCGCCCAAUGAGGAGGUCAAUCGGGAGCGUUACUACCACAAGCUGACCAAACAGCGGGGCCAUUCGAAGCCGCCGCUGCGGACCGCUUCGCCGCCGUCACUGCCAGCGGAUGAUCCCGCCUACGAAACGGAGAUGUGUGUGCGUGCCUACGCCAGGAUGCUGGACAAGCAGAAGCGGGAUCAGCAGGAGUACAAGAAGCUUCAUCCUUGCGCCAAAAUGGAGGGAGUGAAGGGGCCACGCGAAUGGACGAGCACCUCGGAUGUGCGCAAUCCGGAGUCAGGAGGGGCCUCCAGUUGCCAGUCGGAGAGUUUCGGGGAGGAUUCGCUGCCCGUUAACGUCCAGGAUGCCUAUCGCUCGGCCCUCACAAUGAUGCAGAAGCGGCCGGCGGACAACAUCAACGUGGUGCAGUCCAAUCUGAUUCGCCACAAUAGCUACAUGGACAUGACGCGGUCCAUCUUUGAGUUGUAGAUCUACGUUUUAAUUGGUCUGUUCGCAGUUCAAAUUUAUGUUAUCAACGUUGUAACCGUAAAAUAAAAUUCAAACGGUAACUAGUUA
This is a messenger RNA of Drosophila elegans, 1310 nucleotides long. RefSeq lists its product as uncharacterized. The transcript has a single exon. The record is from RefSeq and is a predicted model, not a curated record. Lineage: Eukaryota; Metazoa; Arthropoda; Insecta; Diptera; Drosophilidae. The coding region runs from base 84 to 1223 and encodes 379 amino acids.